Messenger RNA from Lepus europaeus (European hare), 1296 nucleotides. RefSeq names its product bone morphogenetic protein 7 (gene BMP7). The transcript has 7 exons. Bases 1 to 1296 code for a protein of 431 amino acids. Gene Ontology annotation, molecular function: cytokine activity; growth factor activity. The record is from RefSeq and is a predicted model, not a curated record. Lineage: Eukaryota; Metazoa; Chordata; Mammalia; Lagomorpha; Leporidae. Gene Ontology annotation, biological process: SMAD protein signal transduction. Gene Ontology annotation, cellular component: extracellular region.
AUGCACGUGCGCUCGCUGCGAGCCGCGGCGCCGCACAGCUUCGUGGCGCUCUGGGCGCCCCUGUUCCUGCUGCGCUCCGCCCUGGCCGACUUCAGCCUGGACAACGAGGUGCACUCCAGCUUCAUCCACCGGCGCCUCCGCAGCCAGGAGCGGCGCGAGAUGCAGCGAGAGAUCCUCUCCAUCUUGGGCUUGCCGCACCGCCCGCGCCCCCACCUCCAGGGCAAACACAACUCGGCGCCCAUGUUCAUGCUGGACUUGUACAAUGCCAUGGCGGUGGAGGAGAGCGGCGGGCCCGACGGCCAGGGCUUCUCCUACCCCUACAAGGCCGUCUUCAGCACCCAGGGCCCCCCUCUGGCCAGCCUGCAAGAUAGCCGCUUCCUCACCGACGCGGACAUGGUCAUGAGCUUCGUGAACCUCGUGGAACACGACAAAGAAUUCUUCCACCCGCGCUACCACCACCGCGAGUUCCGGUUCGAUCUUUCCAAGAUCCCCGAGGGGGAAGCGGUGACGGCCGCCGAGUUCCGGAUCUACAAGGACUACAUCCGGGAGCGCUUUGACAACGAGACCUUCCGCAUCCGUGUGUACCAGGUGCUGCAGGAGCACUUGGGCAGGGAGUCGGACCUCUUCCUGCUUGACAGCCGCACCCUCUGGGCCUCGGAGGAGGGGUGGCUGGUGUUCGACAUCACGGCCACCAGCAACCACUGGGUGGUCAACCCUCGGCACAACCUGGGCCUGCAGCUCUCGGUGGAGACUCUGGAUGGGCAGAGCAUCAACCCCAAGCUGGCGGGCCUGGUCGGGCGGCACGGGCCCCAGCACAAGCAGCCCUUCAUGGUGGCCUUCUUCAAGGCCACGGAGGUCCACCUGCGCAGCAUCCGGUCCACCGGGGGCAAGCAGCGCAGCCAGAACCGCUCCAAGGCACCCAAGAACCAGGAGGCGCUGCGAGUGGCCAACGUGGCAGAAAACAGCAGCAGUGACCAGCGGCAGGCGUGCAAGAAACACGAGCUGUACGUCAGCUUCCGCGACCUGGGCUGGCAGGAUUGGAUCAUCGCCCCGGAAGGCUACGCUGCCUACUACUGCGAGGGCGAGUGCGCCUUCCCCCUCAACUCCUACAUGAACGCCACCAACCACGCCAUCGUGCAGACACUGGUCCACUUCAUCAACCCGGACACGGUGCCCAAGCCCUGCUGUGCGCCCACGCAGCUCAACGCCAUCUCUGUCCUCUACUUUGACGACAGUUCCAACGUCAUCCUGAAGAAGUACAGGAACAUGGUGGUGCGGGCUUGCGGCUGCCACUAG